CACGCCUUCACUCACGGGUCGCAACCCGAUCCUCGACCACAAUGCGCCUCUCAACCCUCGACAUCCUCCCAACGGUCCUCCUCGCCAGCGUCGUCACCGCCCUCCAACUCCCCGACAUCCAACCUUUCCUCGCCGCCCUCCCCGAUGUCUUCCAAAAUUACUUGGCCACUCCGAUCCAGAACACCACCGCGCAAGAACUCCUCAAAAGACAGAGUAGCAACUCCUGCCCGAAUGGCUUCAACUCAUGUGCAAACCUCGGCGCCGCGGGCUUGUGCUGCAUGUCGAACGCGGUGUGCAGCGCCGACAAUGCCGGACAUGUAGCCUGCUGUCCUUCACGAGCAGUCUGUACAGGAACAAUCGGAGGAGUCAUCACCGCGGGCACCAUCAAUGGGAACGGAGGUCUGGUGGGUGGCGCAACGGGCGUGGGACAAACGGUCACAACGAGCUUCCAACUGGCGGGCACGACGACCAACGGCGGUGGACUGGUGCAGGCUACGGCGCCUCCGACUACGAAUCCUGGAGUUGCGACGGGGAAUGGCGGGUUCAUCAUUGAUGGUGGGAAUACGGUUGCUGUACCUGCGGGUGGUGUGAGGAGGGCGGAGAUUCCGGGCAUUGUGGCCGCCAUCAUCUAUCUCUUGGAAUUUCUGCCACUUUGAGAACGAGAACACUGCUUCACGAUGACCAGCGUAAUGAGUUGAUUGUAAAUACCAGGACAG
Messenger RNA from Zymoseptoria tritici IPO323, 716 nucleotides. RefSeq lists its product as uncharacterized. The record is from RefSeq and is a predicted model, not a curated record. Lineage: Eukaryota; Fungi; Ascomycota; Dothideomycetes; Mycosphaerellales; Mycosphaerellaceae. Bases 42 to 656 code for a protein of 204 amino acids. The transcript is spliced from 2 exons.